This is a messenger RNA of Lecanosticta acicola, 2278 nucleotides long. The record is from the annotation of a GenBank genome assembly. Lineage: Eukaryota; Fungi; Ascomycota; Dothideomycetes; Mycosphaerellales; Mycosphaerellaceae.
AUGGCACCUUCAUUCGAGCAGCUCGACCCGGAAACGGAAUACGAAGAUGACGAGGAGAUCGACUACAGCGACCUCCGCGAACAAUAUGAAACACACAUGGAAGAAGGCCUUGACACGUUCAUCGUGAUUGAUGGCCUGCCCAAAGUACCCGCCGCCAGCAAGGACAAACUCGUCAAGUUCUUGCUGCGCAGCCUGACCAAGGUCGGCAAGACCAAGGAAGAGAAUGUGUACAUGCCGAUGGGCGAGGAUGGCAACACUGAGGGUUUCGCCUUCGUCGAGUACGAGACUCCUGCGCAGGCGGCCGCUGCGACCAAGGCGCUGCACAUGACGCCGCUGGACAAGAAGCACACCAUGGCCGUCAACAAGCUCACCGACAUUGAGCGAUACGGAAGAGAGGGUAGGAUAGAUGAGACAUACAAGGCACCGGAGAUCCCGGCAUUUGAGGAGAAGGAGCAUUUGCGAUGGUGGCUCGGCGAUGCGGAGGGCAGAGACCAGUUUGUCAUGUACCGCGGCGAACAGGUCGGUGUCUUUUGGAACGAGAAGGACAAUUCGCCAGAGAACGUGGUGGAUAGACAACACUGGACCGAGUCUUUCGUGCAGUGGUCUCCAAAGGGCACGUACCUCACUUCGAUGCACUCUCAAGGUGUACAGCUCUGGGGCGGCCCAAACUGGUCGAGACAGAAGCGAUUCAUGCACCCUGGUGUCAAUCUUGUCGACUUUUCUCCGGAUGAGCGCUAUGUGGUUACCUGGUCUCAUCGUCCGAUGACGGUCGAGGAAAACAACCCGGUGCUCUCGCUGGAGGAGGACGGCAAGAACUACAUCGUCUGGGAACUUGCCACUGCGAAGCCUCUUCGAUCUUUCGUCACUCUCGAUGCGCCAGGCCCAAGCACAGACCAAGAAGGCAACCCAGUCAAGAAGAAGAUCCAGUGGCCGGCUUUCAAGUGGUCUGCCGACGCGAAGUACGUGGCUCGUAUGACCCAAGGCCAAAGCAUCAGCGUGUACGAGCUUCCCAGCAUGAAGCUCAUGGACAAGCAGAGCGUCAAGAUUGAGGGUAUCAUGGACUUCGAGUGGUGCCCUGCUAACCCGCAGCGUGAGGGUGUCAGGGACUACGAGCAGCUUUUCUGCUACUGGACUCCCGAGAUGGGCUCAAAUCCCGCCAAGGUCGGUCUGAUGACCAUUCCAUCCAAGGAGAUCGUCCGGACACGAAAUCUGUUCAACGUCAGCGAUGCCAAGCUGCACUGGCAGUCCGAUUCCGCCUUCGUCUGCGUGAAGGUGGACCGCCACAGCAAGUCCAAGAAAUCCCUCGCUACCAACCUCGAGAUCUUCCGUGUCAGAGAGAAGGGCGUGCCAGUUGAAGUCGUUGACAGCUUGAAGGACACUGUUAUCAACUUCGCAUGGGAGCCUAAGGGUGACCGUUUCGUUCUUAUCACCGCCGGUGAAGUUCCAGCUGGCUCAGCCGUCCCGCCCAAGACUUCCGUCUCUUUCUUCUGCCCAGAGAAGGCCAAAGGCAAUGCUGUUGGCAACUUCAAGCUUAUCCGUACCAUCGAAAAGAAGAACAACAAUGCCAUCCACUGGUCGCCAAACGGUCGAUUCGUCGUUGUUGCUACCGUCCUCAACCAGCAGAGCUUCGAUCUGGACUUCUGGGACUUCGACUUCGAGGGCGAGAGGGAGGAGAAGGAUAAGGACCUCACGGCCAAUCUGCAGCUCAUGAACACGGCUGAUCACUACGGCGUCACUGACAUUGAGUGGGAUCCUUCCGGGCGAUACGUCGCUACCAGUGCUAGUGUGUGGAAGCACAGAGUAAGUUGGAUUGUUCAGAAACACAUUCUCGAAGUUAUGCUAACGAAAGCCAUAGAUGGAAAACGGCUACCACAUCUACACUUUCUCCGGUCAGCCUCUGCGCGAGGAGCCCAUUGAGCAGUUCAAGCAGUUCACCUGGCGUCCUCGCCCCGAGCGUCUGCUGAGCAAGGAGGAGAUGAAGAACGUCCGCAAGAACUUGCGCGAGUACUCCCGCCAAUUCGAAGAGGCAGACAACGCCAAGCGCAGCUCUGCCGACAAGGCUGUCAUCGAGAAGCGCCGUAGAUUGCUCGAUGAGUGGCUGGCCUGGCGUGAGCGUACCGAGGAAGCCCUCCUCGACGAGCGCCACGACCUGGGCCUGCCCGACCUGUCAGACGAGAGACGUGCGCUUAUCAUCGAGGCUGGGGAGGGUGAUGAGAGCAAGGUUGUCGAGGAGAUCUUCGAGGAGAUUCUCGAGGAGACGGAGGAAGUGAUGGAAUAG